UGGUCUUUUACAAGACCCAAAACACCGUCAACAACACGAUCGCCCGUUGGAUGGCAUUCGUUGACCAGUUCGACUUCUUUCCCGAUCAUAUUUCGGGGAAGUCAAACCGUUUCGCGGAUGCUCUUUCACGGCGUCCGGAUCACUGCACUGUCGUCUACUCGACCUUCGAGAUAGAGGAUGACUUGCGGGAYAGUUUCAUCCGUGGCUAUCAAGCCGACCCCGAAUUUCKCGACAAGUACGCAAAUUGUUUCUCUCCCACUCCGGCGCCUUCGCACUAUCGGAUCCAAGAGGGAUACUUGCUCGUUCACUCGCGGGGGAAGGAUCUACUUKGUGUGCCGCAAGAUUCACACUUGCGCACGAGGCUUCUUGGCGACUUCCACUACGCCCCCGCCACCGGACACUUUGGAGUCAAUCGCAGAUUAGCCGACUCCGCGAGCGCUUUUGGCGGCCCAGUCUUCUCGACGACGUCACACGCUAUUGCGAGUCAUGCGAGGUUUGCAGAGCGCAAUCAUCGUUCGUACGGCGAACUGCGACCGUUACCGGUCCCCUUGUGCCGGAGGGAAGCGAUUGCCAUGGACAUUACCGGGCCGKUCCCCAAGCACAAGACAGGCGUGGAUGAGAUUCUCACGGUGGUUGAUGGACUCACCAAGUUCGCCAUGCUUUUGCCUUGCCGCUAUCAUGCYAAGGCACCGGAGUUGGCCGAGGUUCUCUACGCCGGUUGGAUUCGAACCAAGGGUUACCCCAAGGAAAUCGUAUGUGACUGCGACRCUCGGUUCAUGUCCAAUUUUUGGUUGGCGCUCAUCAAACGAUGGGGCUCAUCCCUCAAGCCGAGUUUGGCUCGCCACCCCCAAACCGAUGGCCAAACGGAGAGGGCACAUCAGACCGCACAGGUCCUUCGUACUCUCAUCCGUCCCGAGCAAAAGGAUUGGGUCGAGCGGCUGCUGGAUAUCGAGUUGGCAUACAACUCGUCCAUCCAUCCGGCUAUCGGGAUGUCAACCUUUGAGUUCGAGCAUGGCUCGCCGGUCAAUUCUCCGUUGGACACAAUUAUCCCAUGGGUGGCCGAGAGUGACGACCACCUUCUCUUCAUUCGUCGGAUGCAAGAGCUUAUUGUCAAGGCACGUGACCAGAUGUCAAAGACGCARCAACRUWUGCGCCAACAGGCCAACCGCCAGCGCCUUCCUUAUCCGUUCCRCGCCGRCGACCUCGUAUGGGUUUCCGCUGCGGAAUUCAGCCUCGAACAAGAUAUCUCUCACAAGCUCCUUCCAAAAUGGAUGGGGCCCUGGCCGAUCGUGGCACCCGCUGGGGACGCACCCGAAGGACCUUCAUUUAUCAUUCAGGUGCUCGCCCACUUGCCCGUCAACCCGGUCUUUCACUGUUCCAAGUUGRCUCUCUAUACGCCAGCAGAACUUGACGACUUUCCCGGGCGACGAUCGCAAGACCCACCCUCGAUGGACGGUUUCCAAGAGGUAGGCAACAUCAUAUCCCAGCGACGUUACGGCAACAGGCCGACUGAAUUCUUGAUCCACUUUGCAUCUGACAGAUGGUUGACCCAUGCGGAAGCUCAAGCAACAGCUCUGGACGUCCUCGCACACUACGAACGCAAGUUGCAAGGCAAGCCGGCAUCUUCGGCUCCACGCCGCACCCGCGUCCAAGUUCCACCUUCAAAUCGUCAGCUUCGCCCUCGACCCGGCUUGACUUCAUAAGGAGGAGGGGGUGUUGCAUGUUGCGCCUGCACACGG
Molecule: messenger RNA, 1739 nt
Organism: Chara braunii
Lineage: Eukaryota; Viridiplantae; Streptophyta; Charophyceae; Charales; Characeae
Source: the annotation of a GenBank genome assembly